AUGGGCAUCGGCCAGAAGGUCGCCAUCCUCCGGUUCCGCGGGUUUUGGGAGGCGGACUGCGUGCCCAGCAAGGUGGUCUUGGAGUGGUCUGACGACAUCAUCACCUGGACAGAGCGCAUGUCUUCAGAGGAGUCGCACACCGCGCAGGGCCAGGUCUUCAAUGACGUCUAUGUGUCCAACAACGCGGAGAAUUGGACCUCCGGAGCUUUCUACCAGGUCGCCUACACCGCAGAGUCGGAGAACGACGUGCUCAUCGAGGGCGUGACGCCGGGCGCAGACUACAACAUCCACUGCUGGUCCACGGACGCCGCGAACACCGCCGGCCCGGAGCUGGAUGCUUUGGCCGUGACGACGGUGGACUUGGUCGGGCCAUACCUGGAGAUGUCCGACGUCAUCGUCACCGACUACACGGUGAACGUCUCCGUGUUCCUGCGGGACCCCGGCAAGGCGUAUCCCGCCCUCUCCACCUGCAUAGCCCGCGAGACUGGGCAGGCGGAACUCGGAACGGAUCGGACCAAAAGCUGGGGGUUGAGUCCGGUGCAAGGCGCUACGGCUUAG
This is a messenger RNA of Effrenium voratum, 558 nucleotides long. The record is from the annotation of a GenBank genome assembly. NCBI's taxonomy places the organism in Eukaryota, Dinophyceae, Suessiales, Symbiodiniaceae.